Rotaria sp. Silwood1 is the source of this 726-nucleotide messenger RNA. Lineage: Eukaryota; Metazoa; Rotifera; Eurotatoria; Philodinida; Philodinidae. The record is from the annotation of a GenBank genome assembly.
AUGGCUGAUGAUUUAGGUGAUGAUGAUUUCUAUCUUCAAGAAGAAAUUCCACCUGAAAAUAAUGAUAUAACUGAUAAAAAAGUUAAAACAAAAAAAAACAAACAAAAAAUUUUACCAAAACGACCUCCAGGAACUUAUUCUGAUUUAAUAACAACAAUUCGUAUUCAUUAUAAAAAAUCCAAAAGUCAAUAUGAACUUGAUGAACUUCUUUCAAUCUUUAAUGCAUCAAUAUCAGCUUCAUCACCAUCAACAUCUACAAUAUCACUUGAUGAAUAUUUAAAUGAAUUAAUUUCAAUAAAUAAAUGGUCAAAACAAGCUGAUCUUUCAUCAGCACCAAUUGUUUUAAUUAUUGCACAAUCUGCAUUACGUUGUAUUGAAUUAGGAAAAAUCUUAAAAAAUUCUUCAUCAUCAAAAUUAUUUACAUUUCAUUAUUUAUUUGCUAAACAUAAAAAAGUUUCUGAUCAAAUUGAAUUAUUAAAAAAGCCAACAACAUUAUUUAAUAUUAUUAUUGGAACACCAAAACGUAUUGAUGAUAUUCUUGAUGCACAUGUAAUUAAUCUUAAACGAUUAAAAUUUAUUUUAAUUGAUUGGAAUUAUCAAAAUAUAAAACAACAACGUUUAAUUGAUUUAAAUCAAUUAAAAAUUGAACUUUCUCAUUUGUUAUGUGAACAAAAUGUUUUAUAUAAACGUUUUUUUAAAGAAAAAACUAAAAUAGGACUUUUUUGA